GAUAUAUAGUGUGAAAAGUCUCUCAAAAUGUAUUUAAUAUUAUUUAAAUUACUAUUAUUUUAUGCGGUUUAUUGCGCAUCAGGAUUCACGGUGAACAAUGACGAGGAUAUACCAGAUUUAAAAUGGAGCUCUACUUAUAGCCUUGAAGGUGAAAGAUGGUCUCUGACUGGUGGCUGGAUAGAAGAUUUUAAAUUUUGGCGUACGAGCAAGAAAUCUCGUGCUGACUUCAAUAAUGGAGCCGUAAAAUUAUUCAACUUUAGAGGAAAACGAAGGACUGCUUAUAAAUAUGGCGUCGAAUUUACCGUUUACCCUAUAACAACGGAAAAGGCAGAAAAUGAAUUAAAUUGCACGAAAAGAGAAGGAGAUCUUCUUCACAGAAUUUCCCUGUAUAAAGUCCUUCCUGAUGCAUCUGAUUUUGAUUACGUGGGUAAAGAGAAUACGCAAGAACCAAACGUACAUAAAUUUGUACAUGAAAGUGACGAUGAAAGCGAAGAUUAUAAAAGGAUAUUGAUUGCUAAAUUGAGUGAAAAUAAAACAUGGAUUCCUAUCAAGUUAGAAGAAAUUAAAUUUAACGCGUGGUUAGGAAGCCUGAGUGAACAUGUAGUGUGGCAUUUCUACAACUUCAAAACUACUGCAGUUGAUGACAAGGUUUUCAGUGUGAACGAAUAUCCCUGUGAGAGCCAUAAAAAACUGUCAAAUAUAAAGGAUGUUAAAGUAACAAGAGAUUCGUUAGUAAGUCACACAAACCAUGAGGAGCACGUUGAGCGUAUAUUUAAGAGUUUUACGCAAAAACAUAAAAAAGCUUACAAAGAUGAAAAUGAACGCGAAAUCAGGAAGGCUAUUUUUCACAAUAACAUGAGGCGCAUCAUAGCUAACAAUAACAAUAACAGUGGAUUUAAACUUGGUGUUACCAAAUUUGCUGACCGUACCCCGGAAGAAAUGAAAAGAAUGAAAGGACUAUUGAAACGAAAACAAGGUGAAGUCGGGACGGUACCAUUCGCAUAUUCACCUAACCAGAUUAAGGAGAUAUCUCAAAGUUUACCGGAGGAAUUUGAUCAUAGAUUAUAUGGCAGGAUAACACCAGUUAAAGAACAAGAAGAUUGCGGUUCCUGUUGGACCUUCGGGACCACUGCAGCUGUGGAAGGUGUACUCGCAAGUAUUAAUGGCGGAAGGCUCAUCAGGCUGAGCAAUCAAGCUCUUAUUGACUGCGCUUGGGAAUUCGGCGCGGAAGGGUGCGAUGGGGGAACAGACACUGCUGCUUAUCAAUGGAUGAUGAAGUACGGUCUACCCACUGAAGAAGAAUAUGGUCCCUAUGAGAACAAGGAUGGUUUCUGUCGUAUCAGCAAUAUGACUAAUUUGUACACCAUACGCGGUUUCGUUGACGUUACACCAUUCAGCGUGGAAGCUCUCAAAGUGGCGCUAGUUUAUCAUGGUCCUCUCUCAGUAUCAAUAGACGCUACAGGUCUACUGAGCCUUUACACUGGCGGUAUAUAUUACGAUACUUAUUGUACCACCUCAGACCUGAACCACGAGGUAACUCUAGUUGGCUACGGCGUGAACGAAGGGGAAGAAUACUGGAUCGUCAAGAACUCCUGGGGUCCAGACUGGGGCAUUGAUGGUUACUUCCACAUUUCCACAAGGGACAAUAGCUGUGGUAUCACCACUGAACCCACUUAUGUUGUGUUUUAAUACGAAUAAUUGCUACUCUAAUCUAAUUUUUAUAUAGCAUAAUAUGUUUCAGUUUCUAUUUAAUAUACAUAUAUAUUUUCUUGAUGUCUGCUAGAAAAAUUUGCUUGGGUUCGAUGCUCGUUUUAUGUGCCAUGAAUAAGUUUUUUGAGCUAUAAUAUCACAAAUUAAAAAGACACCGGAAGCUGUAUAAAAAUUAGAUUAAGUAUACUUCUAUUUUUCUUGAUAAAGGAUUGAUAUUGUUAAUGGUAAACGAGUUUUAAGUAUUAAUUUAGUAUUCUAGAAAGCAAGAUUGCACGUGUAUUAUAAGUUUUAUUUACGCUUAAAAUAAUAAAUAAAAAUGAUCAAAGCAUA
This is a messenger RNA of Colias croceus (clouded yellow), 2040 nucleotides long. RefSeq names its product digestive cysteine proteinase 2-like (gene Catl-like). Lineage: Eukaryota; Metazoa; Arthropoda; Insecta; Lepidoptera; Pieridae. Gene Ontology annotation, cellular component: lysosome. Gene Ontology annotation, molecular function: cysteine-type endopeptidase activity. Bases 28 to 1689 code for a protein of 553 amino acids. Gene Ontology annotation, biological process: immune response. The record is from RefSeq and is a predicted model, not a curated record. The transcript has 14 exons.